AUGCUGAAAGGAAGUGGUACAAUUGUGGAGUUGAAGCGAACAGAGUUUUUGAUGAUUUCAGUUGGUAAUGUAGUGACCGUACAAAGUGUGAGCACGAUAUCGACAGGUCAGAAACGUGUUGGUGAUGAUCAUGGAGCACCAGCCUCCAAGAAGGCGCAUAUGGUUGAUAGCGAAGAAAUCGUGCAAGUGAAAGUGCUCAUUCCAUCGGCAGCUGUUGGUGCAAUAAUCGGUAAAGGUGGUGAAACAAUGCGUAGUCUGAAAAGUGAAUCUGGUUGUCGACUGCAAAUGAGCAAAAAUCAAGAAGUCUAUCAUGGUACAAAUGAACGUAUUUGUUUGGUGAAAGGAAAGAUUGUCUCAGUGCUGAAGGUACUGGAUGUGAUGAUGGAGAAAAUCCGUGAAAAAGUGGACCCAAACACUCCGGCGGACGUUUUCGACCACAAGGGCGUUGAUCGAACAAAAGAGAUGAAAUUGUUGGUGCCGAACACAUCGGCGGGUAUGGUGAUCGGCAAGAGCGGUGCACGAAUCAAGGAGAUCCGCGAUCAGACCGGUGCCAACAUUCAAGUGUACCCGAAAGCGGGCAGUCAAGAGGCAAAAGUGAGUUUGGAACGAGUGAUAACCGUGGCUGCUGAGGAGCCGGAUGUGUUGUUGAACGCAAUCGAGCGUGUGCUGGAGAAGGUGGCGGCUGAUCCACAGCAUGCAUCCACCACACUCGAUCAGCACGGUAAAGACCUGGUGAUGGACAAUAGCUUCGGUGCAUCAGGUGGCCACAAUCCGCACAAUCUUCACCAUUCGCAAAAUCAAGCGUCCACAAACCAACUGCAACAUUUUGAUUUCACAAAUCGCCAGUCCAAUAAUCCGAAUGCUCCCCCCACGUCUUCACUCUCAUUCAGUUCAAUGCAACAAACUCAAUUCGCUAAUCUUAAUCAAGCACCGGGCGCACAAGUAUGGCAACCAACUCAACAAAGACUCUUAGACGCUAACUAUGGAACACCAACAAAGGAUAUGUACUCGAAUGGAUCAGCGAAUUCGUUCAAAUUCAAUCCGAUGCAAGGACUCGGUAAUCAGGAGCUGUUGGCAUUCCUCGACAGUCUUCAGUCCACACUGCGUACAUCCGGAUUCAAUGAGGCGAGUGUUGCGGAAGUUAUGCAAGCUAUGCAGGUAUUGGCCAAAUACAACAUAAUGGGUUUGGGACUUGGCCUGGGAGUGGCUGCAAUGGCGCAAAUGCGCUCAAAUGAGCCCAACCAAAUGUCUGCGCCACCUCAACAACAAACACAACCGUUAAUGCAACAGUCCAGAUAUGAUGGAGGAAAUAUGGGUGGUGUUGGUGGAUCGGGGUUAGGAGGGCCGAGCAGUCUGAUGGAUAGUGGCGAUCGUCAUUAUUCUCAACAUAAUGAAGCUAAUAAGUUUGAAAUGCAGGAAGCAAAUGUGUUUUGUUUUCAGUCGAUCGGUGGUGUCGGUGGUGUACUGAUUGAUGUGAUGAGUCAAAGUAAAGCAAAUGCAAAUAAUUCGAACGCACCAAAUUUCGCGGCUACAGUCAUCAAAGAGAAACUCGUUGAUAAUGGACAUGUGGAGUUGGAGGUACCGGACGCAAUUGUUGGUGCAGUGCUCGGACCGAAGGCGAAGACGUUGGCUGAAAUUCAGCAUCUGAGUGGUUGCAAAGUUGAGGUGCACAAACGUGGCGUUAUUGCUGGUCAGGGCAAUCGUCUCAUAAGGUUCCUUUUUUUUUCUUUGACUGGUGAAGCGGAAUGUAUU
This is a messenger RNA of Anisakis simplex (herring worm), 1752 nucleotides long. The record is from the annotation of a GenBank genome assembly. Lineage: Eukaryota; Metazoa; Nematoda; Chromadorea; Rhabditida; Anisakidae.